UGUGAUCCGAUAAGCGAGGAUUUGUGAUCCGACAAGCCAACCCGAAUCCACCUUGCGCUAAAAGCCCUUGGCAACGCUCGCGCGAGAUGAAUCAAAGAGAGAGAGAGAGAGAGAGGGGUCCAUUCGCGAUCCCUAAUAACGCUCAGAUGGAUUGGCAGGGACAGAAGCGGGCUGAGAUGCUGAUGCAGGUGAUGUUGGUGGUGUUCGGGGUUGUGGCGUUCGUGGUUGGGUACUCCAUCGGUUCUUUUCGGACCAUGAUGCUUGUAUACGCCGGCGGAGUCACGUUGACGGCGUUGAUUACUGUCCCCAACUGGCCGUGCUACAACCGGCACCCGCUGAAUUGGCUGGACCCCAGUGAGGCAGAGAAGCACCCGAAGCCGCAGCCCGUUCCUUCGAAGAAGAAGAGCGGAAAACACCACCAUAAGUAGGUCUUUGUCGCAUCACUUCUAAGGCAACGAUUUUUAUCUGAGUUUCAUUAUACUAUAUGUAUUAGAUGUGCUUGACCAUUUCUUCCUAAUCAUUCCAACGCUCAAUAUCUGUGGUGAAGUUGCAGAACUAAUUUAUUUAGCUGCUAUGGUGAAUUGAAGUUAGAAAGAAUUGAGGCAAUUCUCUUC
Molecule: messenger RNA, 614 nt
Organism: Dioscorea cayenensis subsp. rotundata (Guinea yam)
Lineage: Eukaryota; Viridiplantae; Streptophyta; Magnoliopsida; Dioscoreales; Dioscoreaceae
Product: probable signal peptidase complex subunit 1
Exons: 2
Coding region: 87-428 (113 amino acids)
Biological process (GO): protein targeting to ER
Cellular component (GO): signal peptidase complex; endoplasmic reticulum membrane
Source: RefSeq, a predicted model, not a curated record